UUUUCUAUAGUAUGGUCGAGUAGCAAGUCAGGUGAAUCUCUAUAAAUUUUGAUGAACAUCAGUGUCAACAACAAUAUUAAUACAAUCUAUCUAAUUUUUUAUUGUAUUUAUCGAAGUUCCCAUCAAAGAAAAAUAAAAUCUCGUUUUAUAUGUUACAAAAAUAAGAUAUAAUCUGCAUUUACUGGCUGAAAUAAGCUUUUUCCAAUAGAGAACAAAAGUCAGUAAUACAAAUAAAUAUUUAAUAUGCGCUUUCUAUUAUUGUUACUAGUUGUAUUACAUAUCGCAAGCUUUAGCAUAGCAUGGCGCAAUUUCAUGAGAGGCCGAGGUAGAAAUGGUAAUUUAGGAGAGCCAAUUUUGUCAUCUGAAGAUUAUAAUCCUCCUGAAGAACAGUGGUUUGCACAGCUGUUAGAUCACUUUAAUCCAACAGAUAUCCGUAUGUGGAUGCAGAGAUACUUUAUUAAUUCAGAUUAUUACAAACUCAAUGGCCCUAUAUUCUUGAUGAUCGGAGCUGAAGGUGAAGUAAAGCCUAAGUGGCUGGUAGAAGGUCUAUGGAUUGAUUAUGCCAAGGAAUUUGGUGCGAUGUGUUUUCACUUGGAGCAUCGUUUCUAUGGAAAAAGCCACCCUACUGUGGAUCUCAAUGUAAAGAAUUUGGUGUAUCUAAAUUCGGAACAAGCUCUAGCGGACUUGGCGUACUUCAUUCACGCCGUUAAUAUCGCAUACAAGUUUCCAAAUGAUACAAAAUGGGUCGUAUUUGGGGGAUCAUACGGUGGUUCUCUGGCUGCUUGGAUGCGAGCUAAGUAUCCUCACUUGGUGCACGGUGCGGUAUCUGCGAGUGGGCCAUUGUUGGCACAGAUCGAUUUCCAAGAGUACUAUGUUGUUGUGGAGGAUGCUCUGAGGCAACAUUCUCAACAGUGUGUCGACGCGAUAGCAGAUGCCAACGUGGAAUUCCACGCGAUGCUGCGUCAUCUUGUCGGUCAAAAAAAAUUAGCUGAAAAGUUCAGAUUAUGCGACCCGAUUGAUCCUGGACAUACCAAGAAGACCGACAUUUCCAAUCUGUACGAAUCAUUAGCGGGCAAUUUUGCUAGCGUUGUACAGUACAACAAGGACAAUCGGCAAGAUUCUAAAACCGUUAACAUCACCGUCGAUAUCGUAUGCGACGUAUUGGCAGACGAUAAAUUAGGGAGAUCGGUCGACAGGCUCGCUUACGUCAACAGCAUGAUAUUAAAUGCUACCAAGGAGAAGUGUUUGGAUUAUAGAUACAUCAAUAUGAUUCAUGCACUUCGAAACGUCACUUGGGCGAGUGAACAAGCGGAAGGAGGACGUCAGUGGAUGUAUCAGACUUGCACAGAGUUCGGAUUCUUCCAGACCUCAACCGCACGGCCGAAAUUGUUCAGCGACACCUUCCCGGCGGACUUCUUUGUAGAGCAGUGCGUCGAUAUCUUUGGACCCAAAUAUAACUUAGAUUUGUUAAAUUCCGCUAUUACUCGCACAAAUCUUCUGUACGGUGCGUUGAAUCUAUAAGCGACAAACGUAGUAUACGUGCAUGGUUCCGUGGAUCCUUGGCAUGUGCUGGGUAUCACGCAGUCUUCCAACCCGCAAGCAUCGGCCAUCUAUAUCAACGGCACGGCACAUUGCGCGAUUCUGUACCCACCGUCGGAAAAGGAUCCGCCACAGCUGAAGCAGGCUAGAAUACAAAUAAAGAACCUGAUCAAACAAUGGCUGGACAAUUGAGCCUUCUCUCUCUUUCAGUACGAUAUUAUAUACGUAGCAAGGAUGAAGAAAAAUAAUAACAAGAAUGUUUAUACUAUUAAGAGAAGAGUACGAACUCUUACGAAUGAAAUUCAUAAUAUUAAGUUAUUAAUAUUCUGUGAAUAUCUUGGCUGUAAUUUGGCGAAAACUGCAUUUUGGAUUUGUUUAUUUUUUUCCUUUGUUAUUGCGCAGGAUAAAUGAGGAUUAAUAUAUACGUUUAUAUAAAUAUGUUUAUUUUCUAAAUCUUUAUAUAUAAUGUGAAAAUUAAGUCUAACGAUAUAUAUAUAUAUAUAUAUAUGCAACGGUCUACUUACGAAUACGUUAACAUCCAUAAUAUCAUGUACCAUGUUUGAAUGACAAAACCGCUCGUUCGACUUGGAUCAAACGAGUUUGCCCCAAAUGGCACUAUCAUAAUUUAUACCGCGAUAAAUAGAGUUAGACAAAGAAAUGCAUGUACAAAGUUAUCCCGCGUAAAGUUAUCUCAGUCAAUAAAUAAACGUUAACGUUGUUGUGA
Molecule: messenger RNA, 2263 nt
Organism: Dinoponera quadriceps
Lineage: Eukaryota; Metazoa; Arthropoda; Insecta; Hymenoptera; Formicidae
Product: putative serine protease K12H4.7
Exons: 9
Coding region: 244-1521 (425 amino acids)
Biological process (GO): proteolysis
Molecular function (GO): serine-type exopeptidase activity; dipeptidyl-peptidase activity
Source: RefSeq, a predicted model, not a curated record